GCCUUCCCCAACACAGUCUUCGAAGCUCUUAGACAUCUCUUGCACAUGUCAACCAUGAGAUCACGGCUGCCUUCUGACAGGAUUGGAGGCACAAACUCAGCCACCUCACAGUAGCUCAUGGAGAAGCUGCAAGAGCCUCAGGCUGGGCCAGCUCUGCCCUCCAGAGGGAAGAGCAGUGCAUAGAGACAGUGGUGGCAGGCGUGGACAUGAACUCUGGCUUUCAGAAAGAUCUGCGCUUCAGUUUCGGUCAUCGGAAGUGGUGCCUUCAGCACAGAAGAGUGUGAUUUCUCCUUCUGGGCCAUUCGUUGAUCUCCAAUGUGGAACUAAAGUGAAGAGGCCAGGACGGAGCCUCCACCAGCAUCCAGUGUGACAUCUCCUGAGCUGGGCCAAGGGAUGCCUGGGCCAUGGACACAGAGGUCCCCAACCUUCAGCCAUUUGCAUAGUACACAGGGGACUUGUGGGGGCCACUUGUCACUGCCAAAGGACAUGAUACAAUGGCACUACUGACAUCCUCCAUGCUGUUUUCAUGACAGACAUAUGGGCAGGAAGCACUGUCAUGCUUUCUGUCUGUGAAGUCAAGGGCCAUGCCUCACUGAUUACAAAUGGCUUGGGCCCUGAUGACCUGCUCUGAAUCUACUUUCAGCCAGUGACACUUGCAAAAAAAAAAAAAAAGAAGAAGAAGAAGAAAGAAAAAGAAAAAUCCAAAAGCCGUCUUGGGGUCGGCUUCCACAGCUCUUGACCCAUGUGGUCAAAGCUGGACAGCUCCUUGGGACACUCAGAUUCUUCAUAAAUGCAGCCUGCCCCAACCCUCCCUAAAUAGCAUCUGAAGUCUCCAGGAAGGUCAUGGAUCCUGAACAAAGUGUCAAGGGUACCAAGAAGGUGGAGGGAAGUCCCCGGAAGCGGCUGACUAAAGGAGAAGCUGUUCAGACCAGUGUCUCCUCCAGCACCCCCUACGCAAGCAGUAGCACAUCUGCCACCCAGGAGAGCACCUCCCAAGAGCUCCUAGCCCCGCAGCCCUUUCCAGGCCCCUCAUCAGUUCUUAGAGAAGGCUCUCAGGAGAAAAUGGGCCAACAGCAAAAGCCCCCCAGAAGGCCCUCCAUCGAGACCUCUGUCCACAUCUCACAGCUUCCACAGCACCCCCUGACACCAGCGUUCCUGUCACCCGGAAAACCUGAGCAUCUCCUAGAAGGGUCUACGUGGCAACUGGUCGACCCCAUGAGACCUGGACCUUCAGGUUCCUUUGUGACCCCUGGGCUCCAUCCACAGAGCCAGCUCCUCCCUUCCCAUGCCUCCAUCCUUCCCCCUGAGGAACUACCUGGCAUCCCCAAGGUCUUUGUACCCCGACCUUCCCAGGUCACCCUGAAGACUACAGAAGAAGCCCACAAGAAAGAGAGGAAACCCCAGAAACCAGGCAAGUACAUCUGCCAGUACUGCAGCCGGCCCUGCGCCAAGCCCAGUGUGCUACAGAAACACAUCCGCUCACACACAGGCGAGAGGCCCUACCCCUGCGGCCCCUGCGGCUUCUCCUUUAAGACCAAGAGCAACCUCUACAAGCACAGGAAGUCUCAUGCCCAUCGCAUCAAAGCGGGCCUGGCGUCAGGUACUGGCAGUGAGCUGUAUCCUCCGGGGUUGGAGAUGGAGAGGAUCCCUGGGGAGGAAUUUGAGGAACCCACCGAGGGAGAAAGCACAGACUCUGAUGAAGAAACUGCCACCACAUCUGGCCCCCCUACAGAGGCCUCCCCCAGACCUAAGCACCCUCUUCUAUCCAGCAGCUUGUACAGCUCUGGGAGUCACAGUUCCAGUCAUGAACGCUGCUCCCUGUCCCAGUCCAGCACGGCAACAUCAUUGGAGGACCCCACCCCAUUUGUGGAACCCUCAUCCGAGCAUCCUCUGAGCCAUAAACCCGAAGACACCCACACAAUUAAGCAGAAGCUGGCCCUGCGUCUGAGUGAAAGGAAGAAAGUAAUUGAUGAGCAAGCAUUUCUGAGCCCGGGCAGCAAAGGCAGUACUGAAUCUGGGUACUUCUCCCGCUCUGAGAGUGCUGAACAACAAGUCAGUCCCCCAAACACCAAUGCUAAGUCCUAUGCGGAGAUCAUUUUUGGCAAGUGUGGGAGGAUCGGGCAGCGAACCACCAUGCUGACAGCUACUUCCACCCAGCCUCUGCUGCCCCUGUCUGCAGAAGAUAAGCCCAGCCUGGUGCCUUUGUCUGUGCCCCGGACCCAGGUGAUUGAGCACAUCACAAAACUCAUCACCAUCAAUGAGGCUGUGGUGGACACCAGUGAGAUUGACAGUGUGAAGCCCAGGAGGAGCUCUCUGACCAGGCGCAGUAGCAUGGAGUCCCCCAAGUCCAGUCUCUACCGGGACCCCCUGUCAUCCCACGGUGAGAAGACAAAGCCGGAACAAUCACUACUAAGCCUCCAGCACCCACCCAGCACCACCCCCCCUGUGCCUCUGCUUAGAAGCCACUCAAUGCCUUCCGCCGCCUGUACCAUCAGCACCCCCCAUCACACUUUCCGCGGUAGCUACUCCUUUGAUGACCACAUCACCGAUUCCCAGGCUCCAAGCCACAGCAGUCCGGUGUUUACCUCCCAUCCCCGGAUGCUGAAGCGCCAGCCGGCCAUUGAACUACCUUUGGGAGGUGAGUACAGUUCAGAGGAGCCCGGACCAAGCAGCAAAGAUGCAGCCUCCAAGCCCUCAGAGGAACCAGAACCCAAGGAAAGUGAACUGACCAAAAAGACCAAGAAGGGAUCAAAGCCAAAAGGGAUGACCUAUGAAUGCACCAUCUGUGGCGCUCGGUACAAGAAGAAGGACAAUUACGAAGCCCAUAAAAAGUACUACUGCUCGGAGCUCCAGAUCACAAAGCCUCUCUCUGCAGGUGCCCGUGCCUCUCCAGAAGCUGAAAAGGGCCAAGCAGAGCAUGAGCCGUGGUCCCAGAUGAUGCAUUAUAAACUGGGGGCCACCUUGGAACUCACCCCACUGAGGAAGAGAAGAAAAGAGAAGAGCCUUGGGGAUGAGGAAGAACCACCCGCGUUUGAGUUGACCAAAAGUCAGUUUAGCAGCCCUGGACCAUCUGACACUGCUCGGAACCUCCCCCAGGAGCCCACCAAGUCACCAGCAGAGCCAAGUAAAUCACUGGAGGGAACCACAAGCUUCCAGCCAAGGACUCCCAAGCCAGGAUCUGGGUCAGAAUCAGGGAAGGAAAGGAGAACAACAUCCAAAGAGAUUUCUGUCAUCCAGCAUACCAGCUCCUUUGAGAAGUCUGACCCUCACGAGCAGUCCAGUGGCCUAGAAGGGGAAGACAAGCCCUUGGCCCAGUUCUCAACCCUGCCACCUGCCCCGCCAGGCCGUCCAGCUCACUCCCUGCAGCCUAGGUUAGUACGCCAGCCCAAUAUUCAAGUCCCUGAGAUCCUGGUGAGUGAGGAGCCUGACCGACCAGACACAGAGCCCGAGCCACCCCCAAAGGAACCUGAAAAGACAGAGGAGUUUCAGUGGCCCCAGCGCAGCCAGACACUCGCCCAGCUCCCUGCCGAGAAGCUGCCUCCCAAGAAGAAGAGGCUGCGCCUAGCAGAGAUGGCCCAGUCAUCGGGGGAGUCUAGCUUUGAGUCAUCUGUGCCUCUGUCUCGCAGUCCCAGCCAGGAAAGCAGUAUCUCUCUGAGUGGCUCCAGCCGCUCAGCCUCGUUUGACAGGGAGGACCAUGGGAAAGUUGAGGUCCCUGGGCCCUCAUCCGAAGUCCGCUCCAAACCCACGGGCACCCACAUGCUGACUGUCCCCAGCCACCACCCGCAUGCCCGAGAGAUGCGGAGGUCAGCCUCAGAGCAGAGCCCCAACGUGUCCCAUUCUACACAAAUGACUGAGGCACGCAGCAAAUCCUUUGACUACGGCAGCUUGUCUUUGGCAGGCCCGGCUGCAGCAGCGCCAGCUGCCCCACCAACCCCAGCAGCCCCACCAGAGAGGAGAAAAUGCUUUUUGGUGAGGCAGGCGUCUCUGAGCCGGCCUCCAGAAGCUGAGCUAGAGGCCACCCCAAAGGGAAGGCAGGAAAGCGAGGAGCCACAGCCCUCUUCCUCCAAACCUUCGGCCAAAAGCUCAGUGCCCCAGAUCUCCUUGGCAGUCACCUCGCACACUGGGCACCCAGGAAGCAAGAGCCAGGUGCAGGACAGGCCCCCACUGGGGUCCACCCCACCCUACACAGAAGCCCUGCAGGUGUUCCACACCCCUGUCGCCCAGCUGCCCCUGCAGGAGAAGCCAUACUUGCCCCCACCCGUCUCCCUCUUCUCCUUCCAGCAUCUCUUGCAGCAUGAACCGGGACAGUCUUCAGACUUCAUGGCCACCCAGGCCAUGGCAGGCCUCCUCUCCUCCCCAUACUCCAUGCCCCCACUCCCUCCUUCUGUAUUUCAAGCCCCACCGCUUCCUCUUCAACCUACUGUCCUGCACCCCAGCCAGCUCCAUCUUCCCCAGCUUCUGCCUCACCCUGCCAGUAUCCCCUUCCGACAGCCCCCCUCAUUCCUCCCCAUGCCACACCCUGCUUCCUCAGCACUCUCUUCCGGGUUUUACCUGCCUGUGCCAUCCCAGUUUGCACUGCAGCUCCCUGGGGAGGUGGAAAGCCAUCUGCCCCCAAUCAAAACUAGCCUGGCCCCACUGGCAACAGGACCUUCUGGCCCCUCCAGCAGCACUGAGUUCAGCAGCAACAUCCGGCUGCCCCCUGUGGCUCCUCUGACCAGCUCCCCAGAGCCCACCGCGGCCCUUCCACCUGCUCUGCCUGCUUGUGGGGACUCCGGGGCAUCCCUGGUGGUGCCUGUCCGAAUCCAGACCAACAUGCCGUCCUAUGGGAGUGCAAUGUAUACCACUCUUUCUCAGACCUUAGUGACCCAGUCCCCAGGCAGCUCAGUAAGCGUGGGUCUUCCCAAGUGUGAGGAGCUGCCAGCCGCAGGGACGGCUGUGUGCGGAACAGACGUGUACGACACCAGGCUCAGACCAUCUGGGCUAAGCGAAGAGCAAAGCAGAAGUUUCCAGACUCCAUACCUGAGAGUACCUGCGGCAUUCCCUGAAAGAAAAGGCACCUCCUCCUCCUCGGAGGGGGUCUUGAGCCUGGAGGGAAGCUCAUCAACAGCUGGGGGAAGCAAGCGUGUUCUCUCCCCAGCUGGCAGCCUUGAGCUCACCAUGGAAACCCAGCAGCAGAAAAGGGUAAAGGAAGAGGAGGCUUCCAAGGUCCACGAGAAACUAGAGCUGGUGAAACCAUGCAGUGUAGUGCUGACCAGCCCUGAGGAUGGCAAGAGGCCAGAGAAAUCCCACCAAGUCAGCCAGGGCCUGGGCAGGAGAGAGCCAGAAGCAUUGUCCAGCCUGUCCUCUGAUCCAUCAGACCCAGAAGUUCCUCCUCUCUCUCAUCAUCCCACGUUGCCCCAUGGGACAGCCUCAAGCUCAGAAGCUUUGAAGGACUAUGCCCAGUCAUCUGGAAAACCUCACCGAAGAGGGCUUUGUCCACUAAGCAUGAAGCAAGAAGAUUCCAAGGAACAGCUUGACCUCCCGCCCUUGGCACCUCCCAGCUCUCUGUCUCUGUCAGAAAUAUCCUCCAGAACAGCCAAGUCACAAGAAGGUACGGACUCAAAGAAGGUACUUCAGUUCCCCAGCCUCCACACGACCACUAAUGUCAGUUGGUGCUAUCUAAACUAUAUUAAGCCAAAUCACAUCCAGCAUGCAGAUAGGAGGUCCUCUGUUUACGCUGGUUGGUGCAUAAGUUUGUACAACCCCAACCUUCCAGGGGUUUCCACUAAAGCUGCUUUGUCCCUCCUGAGGUCUAAGCAGAAGGUGAGCAAAGAGACAUACACCAUGGCCACAGCUCCACAUCCUGAGUCAGGAAGGCUCGUGCCAGCCAGCUCUCACAAGCCACGCAUGACAGAGGUGCACCUCUCGUCACUGGUUUCCCCAGAAGGCCAGAAAGACAUAACUAGAGUGGAGAAAGAAGAGGAGAAGCGAGGGAAGCCGGAAGAGGAUGCUCCUGCCUCCAAGAGAGGGGAGCCGGCGAGGAUCAAAAUCUUCGAAGGAGGGUACAAAUCAAACGAAGAGUAUGUUUAUGUGCGAGGCCGUGGCCGAGGGAAAUAUGUUUGUGAGGAGUGUGGAAUUCGCUGCAAGAAGCCCAGCAUGCUGAAGAAACACAUCCGCACCCACACUGACGUCCGGCCCUAUGUGUGCAAGCACUGUCACUUUGCUUUUAAAACCAAAGGGAAUCUGACUAAGCACAUGAAGUCGAAAGCCCACAGCAAAAAGUGCCAAGAGACAGGGGUGCUGGAGGAGCUGGAAGCCGGAGAAGGAACCAGUGACGACAUGUUCCAGGACUCAGAAGGGCGAGAGGGCUCCGAGGCUGUGGAGGAGCACCAGUUUUCAGACCUGGAGGACUCAGACUUGGACUCAGAUGCAGAUCUGGAUGAAGACGAGGAGGAGGAUGAGGAGGAGAGUGAGGAAGAGUCAUCCAGGCCAUCCUCAGAGGCUCCCCCACUGGGCCUGCCAGCCACACUGCAGGAAGAUUCCUCACCUGCUCAGGGCCCUCCGGCCUCCGAUGCCACCUCUGAUAACAAGGCCACCAGAGACAGCUCCGUCUCAGAAGCUGACAACUUGACAGCCAGCAGUUGCUCCACAUCCAGCCAGAGCAUCCCAGGCCUUUCUCGGCUGGGACUAGCCCCGUUGGGCCCUGGGGGAAAAGAUACAGGCUCGGCUUUGAGCUCCAAGACUGUGUCCCCUCCAAGGUCGUGGUCCCCAAGCAAAGAAGUAGGCAGCCACCCACCGCUCACUCGCAAACACUCACUCACCAAAAUCGACUCGUCUCCCCAGAGAUGUUCACCAGAACUGCAGACUUCAGUUACAAGCACGCCUGGGCCCCCAGUGGGCCCAGGAAGGGACAAGGGCCCUCCUCCUUGUGGGUCCCCAAGACUGGAUUUGUCUUCUCCCACUCUACGCCCCCCCUUCCUUCGAGCACAUCUGCCCCCCAGACUCGAGGGUGCCAUAGACCCAGGCACCCCCAGAUACUCACCCACCAGGAGAUGGUCUCCAGAUCAGGCUGAGUCACCACCAUGGUCAGCGCUGCCAGAGAAGUGGGCUCUGUCUGUGCCGAGCAGCCCCUCAGCCAGCAGGCGCGGCCCAGGCUUGGGGCCAGCUCCGCGGGCUCUCUUUCAGCCUGCACUCCUACCUCACAAGCUUCUCGGCAGAAGCCCCGAGACCUGCGUCUCCACGUGGCAGAAGGCUGAGUCUCCAAGUGCAUCCUGCUCACCUGGUCCUGCUCAUCCUUUCUCCUCCCAACCCUUCUUGGUGCCCCAUGACUUCCACAGGCACAGCCCAGCUCGGACAGAGAACAUCUUCAGCCACCUGCCUCUGCACUCCCAGCACCUGUCCCGAGCCCCGUGCCCCUUGAUUCCCAUUGGUGGGAUCCAGAUGGUGCAGGCCCGCCCAGGGAUCCACCCUGCCCUGCUGCCAGGGCCCUCCACAGCCUGGGUCAGUGGCUUCUCAGGAGGUGGCAGUGACCUGACAGGAGCCCGGGAGGCUCAGGAGCGAGGACGCUGGAGCCCCACCGGAAGCUCAUCAGCCUCCGUGUCCCCUGUGGCUAAGGUUUCCAAGUUCACCCUCUCCUUGGAGCUGGAGAGCAGAGAUGACCCCAAGGAGAAGGAGAAGAUGGGAAGAGGCCCUGGAAGACCUCCUGACUGGGAGCCCCGUAGGGCUGAGUCACCCUCAGAUCCCAUGCCCAUACACAGCCCCUGUACCCCACAGCUACCCCAGGGCCACCAAGUGGCCCAGUCUUGGAGUCCUCACUUGGAGUCACUGCCCAUAUUGGCCAACCCCGCAGACUCUGCCUCUCCACCACUGGACCGCAGCAGCUCCAUAGGCUGCCUGGCAGAUGCCUCUGCUCGCUUCACAGCCCGGAGGAGAAACCUCUCUGGGGAACCCAGGACCAGGCAAGAUUCCCCUGAGCCCCCAGGUAGUGGGGGGCCCAGGGUACCUCCACCUCCGCCAGAGGACAGAGGCCCCCUGAGCACUUAGCCUCUCUCCAACUGCUUCCAGUGCUUGGCAACAGACGUUUUCCAUCCAACUUCCUCGAGUCACCUUGCUCCCAUGGGCUCCCUUCCCAUCUGUCCAUCCGUCUAUGUGGCUUCUGCUCAGCCCUCCAUCUGUUAUAUCUUCCAUGUAUGCAGUUACCUGUGCCUUUUUUCUAGACCUUUUGUUGCUUGAAAAGAAAAAUCACACACAUACAUCUAAAAGAGAGAGAGAGAGACCCAUGAGGAUUUUGAGGUUGUGAAGCAUCUGUCCCCUGGGGAAAGGCUAUGGUGGCUUCCUUGCAGUCCCCAAUGCAGCCAGCAGCCCUCAGCCAUUCCCCAUGUAAAGGCUGGCAAAAGGCAGCUGUUUGCUUAGGGAGAAGAAAAAUAAAGGAAACUUUCAAAAUAUAUACAAUUAAAUGCAAAAGCAAGCAUUCCUAUACACAGAUGUCUAGUUCCUAUGUAUGGCCAUUAGACCUGCCCUCUACUAGUGGCUACUGUCUCCCUGGUUAGCAGAGGGGCCAAUGAACUCAGUCAGAGGGACACAGAUGCCCAUCCCCAAAUUACCUUCUCUGUUUCUUUUAUUCUUUGUAAGAAAAAGAACCAACAUUUCUUUUGCUAGGAUUUCCAAGUACAAAAAUAAGAGGAGCACGUGGAAGGUAGUUGCUGGUUGGUUUGCCCAAACUUCUCAGAUACCUAGGUGGUCUGAGUUGUGAAUCCAUCCCCGCAUAGGAUAAGUGUGCAAGCCACCCUAACCCUGGCCCCUCCUGUCCACUCUCCACCUGCCUCUGGGCUGGCAAAGGGACCUGACCUCUAUAUCCUGGUCCCCAUACACCUGACUCUCACCUCUCUCUUCUGGCCCUGUCCACAGGCCACUCCGUACGCUCAAGCUAUCUACAAGGCUGAAGUGGCUGAGCCUGAGGUUUGAGUGUUGCUUCACCAUGGCCCUGGAGUACAAGAGACAUACUACUUCUUUCCUGGUUGGAAUACAUUGUGUAUGUGUGUGUGUGUGUGUGUGUGUGUGUGUGUGUGUGUGUAUGCACGCACAGAUAGAUAUGUAUCACAAAUCUAAACAUAGAAUAUUAUAUUUGGUUGUUUCUCCAACCUCUUCAGAUACUCUUAACCUAAAGGAUUUGUAGCUUGUCCUAAGUCAUUUGAAUUUUUCUCUGCAUUCUGGAUCAAAACCUUGCUUUAUAAGGAAAGUAAUAUGACCAGAAACAUAAAUUUCAAGUUGAUUUCACCUCUGGCAUAUUAGCCUAUAUAAUUAAAUGUAAAAGCAGGCACUGCUGUGUACUAAUGUCUGUGGUUCCUUUUUCCACCUAGGAGAGAUGGGUUCCCCACUACCACUACCACCACCCCUACAACCACCUUUCAGAAAUGAUUCUCUUUGAUUUCUAUAAGGGGAAAAAGUGCAGGACUCAUGGUCAUGUGUCACCCAGGCUGGAUCCAAAGCAGGGACCUCUCUGUCUACUCCUGGACCUCAGCUAGACCGUAUGUAAGGAAGGCUCAGCCAAGGGCUUCUGAGCUGGUGAAGCUCCUCAGCCAAGCUGUCACAUAGGGAAGAUUCAAAUACCUUGAGCACCUUGUGCUAGUUUAGAGCCUCUCCCUGCUUAGGCCCCGUGGAGUGGGUACCCCAACCUGGUCCACCGGCCAGCAAACUACCUAGUUCAUUCUUUAUCUUGCUCCCAGCUAAGGUAGGGGCAUGUUCAGUUAGGCAAGGCCUCUCAGAGUUCACUGUGCUCCUAGGUGCUGGGGGCGGGGUGGGGAUGUGGAUAGGCUAGCCAGACACUCCUAAUGCUUGACUCAAUCUUAGGUCUCCUGCCCACCUGGGAGAAGCUAGAGGCCAGCCUAGACCAGACUGGCUCAUUUUGGGCCUGGCAGGAAGUGAUAGGAGCCUCGGUCCCGGUCAUAGCCAGGCCAGAGGCUAGGAUGCUCCCUUGUGACUUUCAUUCCUAAUCCACAGACUCCGCACAUUGGAGAUUUCAAAGCUGAGGCUGUGGAGCUGGAUAAAGAGUAUCACUUCCACCCAGGUGGAGUCUUCCAGGGCAAGAUCUUCCUGCCUCAGAUUGCUGUGCUAGCCCUGAACCUUCAGGGUGUCCCAUAGGACUCCAACCCUUCCUAGCUCUCUUGGAUGUCACCCCUCUGGACUUUGCCCUCCGCCCACCAAGAUCCCCUUCCUUGCUAUCCUUGUAACAUGGCAUAGCUAUUGGUGAGACCUGUUUCUCCAUGACAGGGACAGGAGUACCAAAGAGUGCUGCUCUAACCAGCUACCCAGAGGGAGCAAAUCAAUGGCACACCAGGCUAGCUCUGAUCCCCUCUGCUAAAGUUCUCUGCCCAAUCUGAUGACACAAGGCCCCAGGCCACAGCAUACCUUCCCAGUUUGGAACAGCUCACUUCACACAUGCCCUCUGGGUCUCCAGUCUGUUCCCAAUCACCCUGAUCCUACGGUCCCUACCCCUGUGAAAGUAUAGGAAUCCAGGCUGACGUGUGGGUGUAGACCCCAGCUCAGUGGAUAAAUAGCCAUUCCUUGGCACAGAGGAGCUUGGGUCCUUAGAUCUGGCAGUUGGCAAUUUGCAGAGGCCUCAAGCCAAAUCCUGCCUUCUGUUGAAGGUCCCAAGCCCCUUCUCCCCAGCUCUGCCUUUGAGGUUCCUGUCGUAUUGGACAGCUUCACAGUCAUUCCAGUUGUCAGCCCCUUACUCCUUCUUGUCCCCCAUCAUAGCUUGCACGCUGCUCCCAGACACAAGACCUGCCGGGGUCCUGACAGAGCAAACUGCCAGAAGUCCAUCUCCCAGGCUCAGAGGUUUCUGCCUUCCUCAGUUGGAAAAUUUCAGGAAAUAAAAAUGUGUUUCCAGGUCCCUCACCCCCCCACCCCCACCCCGGGCACUGCUCCAUUCCUACUCGGCUCCUUGGAACAAGCAAUUUAGCAAUUUAUCUGAGUUGAUGUUCUUUCUAAUGCUUGCUCCAGACAAAUCUUUGUGGGAUGAUACUGGUGUUUGAAUUCAGGGCUUGGGCACACUGUCCCUUAGCUUUAUCACUCAAGGCUGGC
Messenger RNA from Dipodomys spectabilis (banner-tailed kangaroo rat), 11061 nucleotides. RefSeq names its product HIVEP zinc finger 3 (gene Hivep3). Gene Ontology annotation, molecular function: RNA polymerase II cis-regulatory region sequence-specific DNA binding; DNA-binding transcription factor activity, RNA polymerase II-specific. The coding region runs from base 844 to 8022 and encodes 2392 amino acids. The transcript is spliced from 8 exons. The record is from RefSeq and is a predicted model, not a curated record. Gene Ontology annotation, biological process: regulation of transcription by RNA polymerase II. Lineage: Eukaryota; Metazoa; Chordata; Mammalia; Rodentia; Heteromyidae. Gene Ontology annotation, cellular component: nucleus.